Messenger RNA from Hemicordylus capensis (graceful crag lizard), 5620 nucleotides. It is a transcript of the gene DSEL, whose product is annotated as dermatan sulfate epimerase like. The record is from RefSeq and is a predicted model, not a curated record. Lineage: Eukaryota; Metazoa; Chordata; Lepidosauria; Squamata; Cordylidae. The coding region runs from base 1726 to 5385 and encodes 1219 amino acids. The transcript has 2 exons. Gene Ontology annotation, molecular function: chondroitin-glucuronate 5-epimerase activity; sulfotransferase activity.
GGCAGCAGGCGCUAGAAAGUGGAGCCGAAAAGGAGCCGCGUCUUGCUAUUGCGAAGCCUGUAAGACCCGCCUUAGCUCCGCCUGGCUUGAGGAAGCCGCCGCCGCCGCCGCCGCCUCUGGUCUGCUGGCUUCUCUGCUGUCUGUAGCUCUCUCGAACUGCCAGCUGCAGCGGCUGAGCUGAUCGCUGAAGCGGAGAGACAGAGACACCGGGUGUCACCAGCCGAAGGGAAGAAACAUGGCUAAGUCUCAGCCGGAGAAGCCUCCACGACUUCAGGCAGAGUCUGCCCUAGUCGCAUCCUCAGCUGGAUCGCCUCUGCAGGAGUCAAGUUCUUUGCAGGAGUUGGAUUGGUAUCAACCCCUGAAAGAUUAGUACAUAAGUGGCUGGGUUUUUUCUUUUUUUCUUUCCCUCCCCUCUGCAGGGGUAAAAAAAUCCUUUCUCCGUUACAGUUUGCAUCACCACUUUGGAGCUUUAUUAAUAUCACUAACUGGCUUCUUCCACGCGCUAAGACUGUGAUAGGGCUGCCUGGUGUUGGAGUUCGAACUGUAUUUAGAAUUCUACAGUGUUUUGGAAAGCAAAGAGACGGGGCAUAUAACGGACUGGCGGCGGUAUUUUGAGGACAGCAUCUUUUGAUGGGCACCUGAAGUUCAACCUAUCCGGCUGUUGUUUUUGUUUUGAAACUGGACAAUACAAAGUAAAUGUGGAGGGGGAGGGGAAGAUUCCCUCUUGAUUCUAGAGACAAUUGCUAUGUGGCAACCGGAAAUUUAUGUAUACUUACCAUUUCCCCCUAAUACACUGUCAUCGGCAUUGAAUGGGAUGCAAUCCAAAAAAAACCCAGGCUACUUAGACUAGAUCAACAUGCAAAGUGAACAGAAUACAGAACCAGCUAUUGGAAAAAAACCCCGUUGUGAUCUGUGUGUCUCUAUGUGUAUAUUUCAUUUGGCUUUCUGGUGUGAAGAGCAGAGUUAAUUGAAACUCCAAGACAGGGAUUAGAUUUCACAGACUGAUAAGAACAUGAAGAUAAUGAAAGAAGACGGGAAAGCCACUACACUGCUACGUGAUGACCAAACUGAACCCACCUUUCAUAAAUGGAGGUGAACAAGUGGCAACUCUGCCAAAUUGAAUGGUGGAAGACCUGCCAAAAUUGGCGGACAGAUCUUUUGCUGAGUCUUUUUUCCUUUGCAGAAAAAAGAACAAACUUUUUUUUUGUACAGUAUGCGAGCACAAAAAAGGAAAUGACAUGGAUUCAAUAUUUCACCUCUUCCACACAAAUUUUGUUUACACAUGUAAUAUUAUCACUAACUUUUUCUAUAACCAGAGUGGUGUUAUUUUUGUUUUUUUAAGAAUACAAAACUAACAUGCUGGACAUGAUUUCCCUCACUACACUUGAUAGCUUAAAAGAUGGUCAAACGUUUAACAUCAAUUUAUUCAUUUCUAUGGUGUACAUGAAAGGUGGUGAGAGAUCUCUAUAGCCCAAUACAUUAUCAUUGUGUCUGUAUAGUGUCUCCUCAAUGCACCUCUAGUUGAACAUUGUUUUAGUGCUCUGCCUGAGACCACCAUCAAAAACUGUGUGUCCCUUGUGGCAUAAGUGGUUUUUUGUGUUGUUUUUUAAUGUAAAAGCUUUCAAGUCUAUUUCCCAUUCUGGUCAUUGGAUUUGUGUUUGAAAUCUGAGCACUGUAUUUUUCAAAGAGGUGUAUGCCUGAGGGGAGGAAACUGCCUAAUGGAUCAUGGCUCUAAUGUUUACAGGACAUUCUUUAUUCCUAGCGUUAGUAAUGUUGGCAGUUUCCACUUUUGAAGUCUCUGUAAGCAAUUACUCUGACUGGGUGACUUUUACGGAGGAUCUCAAUCAGUAUGAGAAACAAACAUUGGAAGACUUCAAGGAUAGUCAGAAGAUGAAGAAAGUAGCGCUUCAUCCCAGCUUGUAUUUUAAUGCUGAAGAGAUCCUGGCACUGAAGCAGAAAUCUCGCACAAGCCACCUGCAACUUUUUCGAGCCAUCCGAAGUGCAGUUUCAGUGAUGCUGUCCAAUCCUUCCUACUACCUACCUCCACCCAAGCAUGCCGAUUUUGCUGCAAAGUGGAAUGAGAUCUAUGGGAACAAUCUGCCUCCCUUAGCAUUUUAUUGUCUCCUGUGCCCAGAAGAUAAAGCUGCCUUUGAUUUUGUGAUAGAAUAUAUGGACAGAAUGGCUGGAUACAAAGACUGGCUGGUUGAGAAUGCUCCAGGUGAUGAAGUUCCUCUUGGGCACUCCUUAACUGGUUUUGCCACUGCCUUUGAUUUCUUGUAUGUUUCACUGGAUGAUCUCAGAAGGCAAAAGUACUUUGCCAAGAUAUGGGCUGUGAGUGAGCAAAUGUAUGAAUAUUCCAAAGUCCGAGCCUGGGGCAAGCAACUUCUUCAUAAUCACCAAGCCACUAAUAUGCUAGCAUUGCUCACAGGGGCCCUGGUAACUGGAGGAGGCAUCGAAUCCAGGGCAAACACUUGGAAGCAUGCUGUAGUGGAUGUGAUGGAGAAAACCAUGUUUUUGCUCAAUCACAUUGUUGAUGGCUCGUUAGAUGAAGGGGUGGCUUACGGUAGUUACACAGCUAAAUCAAUUACCCAGUAUAUUUUUCUGGCACAGCGCCACUUUGGAAUUAACAAUCUUGAAAACAACUGGCUCAAAAUGCACUUUUGGUUUUAUUAUGCCACACUUUUGCCAGGCUUCCAGAGGACUGUCGGUAUUGCUGAUUCCAAUUACAAUUGGUUUUAUGGUCCUGAAAGCCAGUUAGUUUUCCUAGAUAGGUUUGUAUUGAAGAAUGGGGUUGGCAAUUGGCUUUCACAACAAAUUAGAAAGCACCGGCCCAAGGAUGGUCCCAUGGUGCCAUCCACUGCCCAGAGGUGGAGCACCCUUCACACAGAGUACAUAUGGUAUGACCCAGGGCUAACUCCCCACCCUCCACCUGAGUAUGGCAAUGCUAAAAUGCAUGUGUUCCCAAACUGGGGUGUUGUUACAUACGGAGCAGGGCUGCCAACUUCUCAGACAAACACCUUUGUUUCCUUUAAAUCUGGAAAGCUGGGUGGCCGUGCUGUGUACGACAUAGUUCACUUCCAGCCGUAUUCUUGGAUUGAUGGGUGGUGGAGCUUCAACCCGGGCCAUGAGCAUCCAGAUCAAAAUUCUUUUACUUUUGCUCCUAAUGGUCAGGUGUUUGUCUCUGAGGCUCUCUAUGGACCCAAGCUCAGCCACUUGAAUAAUGUCUUGGUGUUUGCUCCGUCCCCAACGAGUCAGUGCAAUCAGCCUUGGGAGGGUCAGCUUGGGGAAUGCACACAGUGGCUGAAGUGGACUGGGGAAGAAGUUGGAGAUGCAGCUGGUGAGAUUAUCACAUCCUCUCAGCACGAGGAUAUGAUGUUUGUGAGUGGUGAGGCAGCGUCUGCAUACUCUUCCGCCAUGAAAUUGAAAAGUGUAUACCGCUCUUUGCUCCUGCUAAACCCCCAGAUGUUGCUAGUUGUAGACCACGUGGAGAAGGAGGAAGACUCUCCCAUCAGCUCCAUCAGUGCCUUUUUUCAUAACCUUGACAUUGACUUUAAGUACGUACCGUAUACGUUUAUGAACAAAUACAAUGGAGCCAUGAUGGAUGUGUGGGAUGCUCACUAUAAAAUGUUUUGGUUUGACCAUCAUGGAAAUAGUCCCAUUGCUAGGAUACAGGAGGCAGAGCAGGCAGCAGAGUUCAAAAAGAGAUGGACACAGUUUGUAAAUGUCACUUUCUCUGCAAAGGGUACUACUGCAAGAAUUGCCUACAUAUUCUAUGGGCCUUAUGUCAAUAUUUCCAAUUGUAGGUUUAUUGAUGAUGCCCAAUCAGGGUUUCAGAUUUCUCUAAAUGUCAACAAUACAGAAACGGUUGUGUCUGUUGUAACUGACUAUUUAAAUCUAAUGAUGAGGUUCAAUUACUUAGGAUUUGGUGGUUAUGCUAAAGUAGCUAGUCAAGGAAAAGUGACAAGAUUUGGCCUGGGCACUGAAGCUAUAGAAAAGCAAGUAACAAAUAACAGAAAUGUCUUUCCAUUUGGAUUUAAAGUGAAUAUAAUAGCUGGGCUGAUUUUGGGGAUUAGCUUGGCCAUUUUGGCUUUUCAAUGGCGUUUUUACAUUUCCUUCAGCAAGCUUUUGCGUUGGAUCCUAAUCCUGGUAAUCACAUUGUGGUUUGUUGAACUAGUUGAUGUGUGGAGCUCUUGCACCCAACCAAUCUGUGCGAAAUGGAAUAGUGACAAGGCAAGGACAGAACACUACAUAGAGAAGGACCAAGGACAUUCUGUGAGUUUGCCAGAUGUCAUCAUUACCUCUCUUCCCAGUUCUGGUGCAGAAAUUCUGAAGCAACUGUUUUUCAACAGCAGUGACUUCAUCUAUAUCAGGAUCCCUGCAGGCUACCUGGAUGUUCCUGAAAUGGAAUUUGAGAUUGACUCCUUUGUAGAUACCUGUGAAUGGAAAGCAUCUGAUGUCCAGAGUGGCCGCUUCCAUCUACUCCGGGGCUGGCUGCAGUCUCUAGUCAAAGACACCAAACUUCAUUUACAAAAUAUCCAUUUACAUGAAACCAGUGGAAGUAAGUCCAUUCAACGUUCUAUCACCAGUAAAGACAAAAAGAGGAGGCCCAGGAAAAGAGAAUCCAUCGCAGAACAAAGAAGCCGAUUGAGAGGGAGUACAGACAAAGAUGCUGAAUACAUUCGGGAACUGAAGAAACACCUAGCCUUUUAUCCCAGUGCACGCCCUGUGCUUAGCCUGAGCAGUGGAAGCUGGACAUUAAAGCUUCCUUUCUUCCGAGAAAUCAUAGGCCCUUCACUGAGAGCACUCUAUGUAGUCCGGGACCCUCGAUCAUGGAUCUACUCAAUGUUAUACAAAAGCCAGCCCAGCCUUUACUCCUUGAGGAAGGUCCCUCAGCGCUUAGCGAUGCUAUUUAAAGCAGACGGCAGGAAAGAAAAGUGCAGCUUAAAUUCCGGCUAUGCCUUUGAAUAUGAAUCACUGAAGGCAGAGCUCUCAGAUUCAAAUUCAAACGCAGUCUCUGUGAUGUCCCAUUUGUGGCUGGCAAACACAGCAGCAGCCCUGAGAGUCAAUGGGGAUUUGCUGCCGGCAAAUUAUCAGUUGCUCAAGUUUGAAGAUAUUGUCAGCUUUCCCCAGAAGGUGGCCGAAGCCAUCUAUGCCUUUCUGGGCAUUCCUCUGUCACCUGCCAGCUUAAACCAAAUAUUAUUCGCCACAUCCACCAAUCUUUUCUACCUUCCAUACGAGGGAGAAAUCUCCCCAGCGAGCAUCCAUGCCUGGCAGCGUAAGAUGCCUCGUGAGGAAAUUAAGCAGAUAGAGGAUAUCUGUUCAUCUCUAAUGGACCGGUUAGGAUAUCCAAAGUUUACUGAUUUAGAUGCUGCAGGUCAGCAAUAGUUUGCACUAAGGAUCCCCAGGCUCUUGAGUUUGUAGAUAGGAAUCAAAGAAGUUGGUUUAUUCUUGUAAAAUGUCUGUACAGUCUGUUACACUUGCAGAGAGAGAUUAUUUUAAAUGAAAAGAGAUAUUUGGUCUAGUAAGCCCGUUUUUCCCCCUCCCUUGCCCUCCCCGCCCCUAAACAAAAACCUCGUAAUUACUUUUGCUGCCUUUGAAAAUAAAGCUGUGUGAAUCUUUA